GUAAAGCCGGAGACCGGAAGUGCUCAUGUGUUGACAACGAGAAGCGGCAUGUGGGUAGACGUUGUUUACAGUCUAUGGUUUUGACGUCAAUCUUUGGGAUUAAAAGGAAGGAUUCUCCCUGUCCGACAAGAUGACCGCCCAGGAGGUUCGUCUGUGUGGUCUGCUGUUGCGGGAGCACUUUGGAGAGCUGGUGGAAAAAGUGGGAACGCACCUUCUCCGAAGUGGAGCACAGAAUUUGAGAACCCUCAUUCAUGAGACUGGCAUCUCUCUUGACCUGGUAAAGAAGUCCCUGUGUGUGCUUGUGCAGCACGGGGUCUGUGUGUUCAGCGCAGGCCGUAAAGGUCCCGGGAGCCCCACAGAGUAUCUGACCAGCAGUGAUCACAUCCUGAGAAUUCUGCGAUACCCACGUUACAUAUACACCGCCAAAACCCUGUAUGGUGACACCGGAGAGCUAAUCAUAGAGGAGUUACUCCAGAGGGGGGACAUGACCAUGAGCAGCACGGUUAAGACAGUGGCCGACCGCCUAACACAGAACAUGGAGGAUGGUCACAGUAUGGAUUACAGUGAAGUGUCUAAUGCUUUUUCCAAACUGGUGGAGACCCAUUUUCUUCAGCGCUGCCCUCCAAUGGCGGCAGCAGGAAAAAAAGAAAGUACUACUUCAGCUACACCUGCUACUCCUGGUACUCCUGCUGUCCCUGUUAGCACAGCUCCGCCCUCAGCAGAGAGCUUCCCCGACUGUUACAGGGUGCCUCAUGUGACACUCACAGGGAGAGGCAAACGGCAACUCUCCAGCGAGGAUGGAGAGGACCAAAGGAACGCGAAGAAGGCUAGAAUGGAUACAGAGACGCAUGGUGAUGAGGGGAUUUACUGGCAGGUGAAUUUUGAGAGGUUCCACCUCCACUUCAGAGACCAGGCCAUCAUCAGUGCUGUAGCCAACAAACUGGGCCAGACUAGCAGUGAGAUAGUGAGGACGAUGCUGAGGAUGAGCGAGGUGACGACCUCGCCCACAGCAACCUGCACAAAGCCCCUCUCAGCCAAUGAGAUCUUCAGAUCCCUCCCCAAUAGUUACAGCAUUGCCAGACCCAUCCUAGACCAGUACCUCACACUACUGGUUGAUGACCCGAUGGAGUUUGUGGGGAAGGCUGGAGAAAGUGGAGGGGGGAUGUUUGUUGUCAAUCUGCACAGGGCGCUGGCCAAUCUGGCUCGGGCCACAAUUGAGUCAGUCGUGCAGGAGAGAUUUGGUUCCAGAUCUGCACGCAUCUUCCGGCUGUUGCUAAGGAAACGUCACCUGGAGCAGAAACAGGUGGAGGAUUUUGCUAUGAUUCCAGCUAAAGAGGCUAAAGACAUGCUCUACACGCUGCUUUCACAGAACCUGGUGCAGCUACAGGAAAUCCCUAAGACCCCUGACUAUGCUCCCUCUCGUACCUUCUAUCUUUACACCGUCAACCAGCUCCCUACUGCGAGAAUGCUGCUUCAGAACUGCUACAAGACAGUAGCAAACCUCAUUGAGCGCCGCCUGUUUGAGACCAAAGACAGCAAGCGUCUGUUGGAAAAGUCUCAGAGAAUCGAGGCCAUUCUGGCAUCUCUUCAGGCCAGCGGGGCUGAGCCCGAACAGCUGAGUGAGGUGGAGGAGAUGAUCACUGCAUCUGAAAAGCAACAAUUGGCGUCUCUGCGGCUCCAUAUCAACAAGUUAGAUUCAGCAGAGAACCAGGUCGAUGAAACCAUCUUUCUUCUUGAGUCCUACGUUAACUCAACUGCCACAGCAGCAAGCUGAGUCACAUGUGCUUUAGUCAAUAUGGCUUUUUUAAAUAGUUUCUAUGUCUGAAUUGUUUCAGUUUGGAGUGAAAUAAAAUCAAAAUUUAUUGUUAUUUUACUGCAUGUUUCAGCAAACGAAUAAACUGAGCGCAGCAAAACUUC
This is a messenger RNA of Labrus bergylta (ballan wrasse), 1917 nucleotides long. It is a transcript of the gene polr3c, whose product is annotated as polymerase (RNA) III (DNA directed) polypeptide C. Gene Ontology annotation, molecular function: single-stranded DNA binding. The record is from RefSeq and is a predicted model, not a curated record. Gene Ontology annotation, cellular component: RNA polymerase III complex. Lineage: Eukaryota; Metazoa; Chordata; Actinopteri; Labriformes; Labridae. Gene Ontology annotation, biological process: DNA-templated transcription.